This is a messenger RNA of Giardia duodenalis, 1938 nucleotides long. Its product is annotated as Cysteinyl-tRNA synthetase. Gene Ontology annotation, molecular function: cysteine-tRNA ligase activity; ATP binding. The coding region runs from base 1 to 1938 and encodes 645 amino acids. Gene Ontology annotation, biological process: cysteinyl-tRNA aminoacylation. The transcript has a single exon. Gene Ontology annotation, cellular component: cytoplasm. The record is from RefSeq and is a predicted model, not a curated record. Lineage: Eukaryota; Fornicata; Diplomonadida; Hexamitidae.
AUGGCCGCGUUCCCGACCUCCGUCUGGCUCACCAACAGCCUCACCGGGCGCCUCGAGGAGCUCAGGACCCACGCACCCAGCACAGUCCUGGCCUACAUCUGCGGCCCCACGGUCUACGACUCGACCCACCUGGGCCACGCGCGCACAUACGUCACCUUCGACGUCGUCCGCCGCAUCCUCGAGGACUACUUCGGGCUGCGCGUUCGCUACCAGUGCAACAUCACGGACGUCGACGAUAAGAUCAUCGCCCGCGCCGUAGAGAGGGGCUCGUCCAUCUUCGACAUCUGCCGUAAAUACGAGCAGGAGUUCCUUUCCGACAUGCACACCCUCUCAGUUCGUCCCUUCACAGUGGUCACUCGCGUAACCGAGUACAUGGCCGACAUCAUUCUCUUCAUCCAGAAGAUCAUGGACAACGGAUUUGCAUAUGUGAGCGCGGGGUCUGUUUACUUUGACGUGGCCGCAGCCCGCAGCGCUGGGUACUCCUAUCCCAAGCUUCGGCCUCUGGGCAGUAGUUCUGACGAGCUCCAGCUCCUGAUCCAGAAUGCAGAUGGGAUGGACAGCAAGAAUCGCGUCUCAGAAAAGCGCUCAGCCUCAGAUUUCGCACUCUGGAAGGCAUGGAAAGAAACAGAACCAGAGGAUGCCAAGUGGGAUGCAACCUUUUCCCACAAAAAUGGCGCUGUCUCGGAACUGAUCACCCUGCCCGGACGGCCUGGCUGGCACAUAGAGUGCUCCGCGAUGGCGGCAGCUGUGUUAGGGAAGGACACUGGAGGGGCGUUUGAUCUCCACUUGGGUGGCUGUGACCUACAAUUCCCUCACCACGACAAUGAGCUGAUCCAGUUGGAGACCUGGGCCGGGAAAAAGAACAUGAUAGGAUGCUUCCUGCACAGUGGGCACUUGAAGAUAGCAGGGGAUGUUAUGUCAAAGUCUAAAAAGAACUUUAAAACCGUGCGUGAGAUUCUUAGCAUCUUUACGGCAAACCAAGUUCGCAUGCUUUUUUGCAUGGUUCCAUACAGCGCGUCGCUGGAUUACAGCAUCUCGAUGAUGGAUGCUGCAGUUGCCAAGGACAAAAAAAUCACCAGUUUCCUGUCCAAUUGUCGCCAGAUCAUUCAGCACGAGGAAGAGCUUUCUGAGCCAAUCAAGAACCUUAGAUACAGUACAACGGAAGAGGCUCUUGAAGCGCAGACCAUAGAGUUCCUCUCCAACGUGGAUACGGCCUUCCGCAACGAUAUAAACAUUGUUUCCGCUAUGAGUCAUGUGAUGUUGUUGAUCGAUAACUGCAAGGCAUACAUCUUUGCAUGCCAGACAGAAGGCAGGCAGGUCAGCACGUUUCUCCUAUCUAAUGCACGGGAUAAAAUUGUACAUGUCCUCUCAAUUAUGGGUUUCUCGUAUGCAAGAGGUGAAACUUCAACGGCAGAAAACGCCUUGCAAGUCGCUAGAGUCGUCUGUAACUUCAGGAGAGAAAUAAAGGAUCUAUUGAUGGCCUCAACCACUAAUACUGCUGAGACAGAUACCAAGACUCUAAAGAAGAUGCUUCUAGGGUUGUGUGACAGGCUCAGAGAUGAGCACCUACCAUUGACAGGAUUUGCUAUCGAAGAUGCAGACAAGGAGUCUUAUAUUAAGCCGAUAAACGUUGAGGAGUGGAAGGUCCAACGCCAAAGAGAACUGGAUUUAGCAGAAGCCAAAAGGCUUCAACAAGAGAAGGUGCAGCAGGAAAAGCUUGAGAAGCAGCGUUUAGAGCGCGAAAAGGCCCUAAUUCCAGCCGAGAAGAUGUUUCUAGAGAACGUGGAGUUCUCAGCUUUUGAUGAGCGUGGGAUUCCCACUCACUUGGCCGAGACGGGGCCUGACGGUAAUCCUUUGCCCAUACCAAAAAGCCGAUACAAGAAGUUGGUGAAGGAGUGGGAGGCACAGAAGAAGCUCAAUGAAAAGUAUCCAAGCUGA